AUGCCAGAAAAGAUCAAGAUCUCAAUCGACCGGGGUGGGACCUUCACCGAUGUCCACGCUCUCGUACCUGGGAAGCCUGAUAUCGUGUUGAAGCUUCUAUCAGUCGACCCCGACAAUUACAACGAUGCCCCAACCGAGGGUAUUCGUCGGGUGCUUGAGAAAGCGACCGGUGCCUCCCUACCCCGUGGUCAGCCCUUGCGACUGGACGGCAUAGAAUGCCUACGUAUGGGCACCACAGUCGCAACCAAUGCUUUGCUGGAGAGAAAGGGUGCCCGCUCGGCCCUCCUGACCACCAAAGGUUUUGGAGACCUUCUCAAGAUUGGCAACCAGGCCAGACCUGACAUCUUUGACCUGUCUGCGAGACGGCCAGGGGUCUUGUUUGAAGCUGUGGUCGAAGUGGACGAACGGGUCAUCCCGUCUCACCCUCGAGCCGAUGAGGGUGCCAUUUCGACAUACAAAGCAGUCACGGGGACAACUGGAGAACAAUUUCACGUGCUUGAAGAACUCAACGUUGAAAAGGUUACCAAGGAGCUUCAACUUCUCAAAGAACAGGGCUUCACGUCGGUGGCUGUUGCAUUGAUCAACUCCUUCGCGUACCCCGACCAUGAAAUCAGAGUUGGAGACAUUGCUGCCGGCAUGGGAUUUUCGGUCGCACUGUCUUCUAAACUGCAGCCCAUGAUCAAGGUGGUUCCUCGAGGCAUGUCUGCCACUGCUGAUGCCUACCUAACACCUGUGAUCAAGUCUUACAUGGACUCCAUCUCGGCCAACUUCGAAAGCGGUCUGGCAGGUGACCACGGCUGCCGUGUCGAAUUCAUGCAAUCAGACGGCGGUCUCGCAGAUUUCCGCCAAUUCAGUGGAUUGAGGGCCAUAUUGUCCGGUCCCGCUGCCGGAGUGGUCGGUUAUUCUGCAACGAGCUGGGAUGCUGAGGCCAAGAUCCCCAUCAUCGGUUUUGACAUGGGAGGAACCUCAACAGAUGUGUCUCGCUUCGAUGGCCACUUCGAUCACACCUUCUCAUCAACUAUUUCCGGAGUUACCAUCCAAGCACCGCAGCUAGACAUUAACACCGUCGCAGCCGGAGGUGGCUCUAUCCUUUCAUGGCAGAACGGGCUGUUCAUGGUUGGUCCUGAGUCGGCAUCCGCCCACCCAGGCCCGGCAUGUUAUCGUAAAGGUGGCCCUCUCACUGUCACCGACGCCAAUCUGUUCCUUGGCCGUCUUCUUCCAGAGUACUUUCCAAAGAUCUUUGGACCUAACGAGGACCAACCUCUCGACCGUGAGAUCACAGCAACUCUAUUCGCCGAGUUGACCGACAGAAUGAACAUGGAGCACCAGGGUGAUGCCAAACUCACGCCCGAGGAGGUUGCACUCGGCUUCCUCAAAGUGGCAGAUGAGUCAAUGACGCGACCUAUUCGAAACUUGACCGAAGCUCGUGGCUACGAGACAUCUUCCCAUCACCUUGCCUGUUUCGGCGGCGCCGGAGGUCAACAUGCAUGCAACAUUGCCGCCUCGUUGGGAAUCUCUCGCAUCAUCAUCCACAAAUACUCUUCCAUCCUGUCAGCAUACGGACUGGCUCUUGCCGACAUUGUACACGAGGCACAGGAGCCCAUGGCUGGCGAGUAUCAGAGCUCGCAAUCCAUAAUCCAGGAGAAAUUCAAUCGUUUGAUUGGUGACUCGUCGAGCAAGUUACUGGCUCAAGGCUUCAGAGACAAUCAGCUGAAACAGGAUCUCUUCCUCAACAUGAGGUACGAGGGUUCUGAUACGAGCUUGAUGGUUUUGAAGCCGGAGGAUGGGGACUUCAUGUCUUCGUUCAUCGAACGACACCAGAGAGAGUUCAACUUCACCAUGCAGCGGCCUAUUCUUGUCGAUGACGUUCGCGUGCGCACGAUUGCCAUGUCGAAGGGAGAGCCGGAGAAGAGUCCCCUCCAGCAAUUGAAGGCAGCCGAGUUCAAGGAGGCCAGGAGUCCGGCCAAGACUACAAAGGUCUUUUUCGACUCGAAGGUUGGAUUUGUCGACACCCCCGUGUACCUGCUGCGUGACGUAGGCUCCAAUGUCAAGCUUCAAGGCCCAGCCAUCAUCAUCGAUGAGACGCAGACCCUUGUCGCCGUUCCGGGUGCUACCGUACACGUUCUUGACACCUGCAUCAUCAUGGACCUUGAGCAGAGCGCACCGAAGCUCCCACUCAACGGCACUGUCGAGGAGCAGAUUGAUCCCGUUCGCCUGACCAUCUUCGGCCACCGGUUCAUAUCUGUGGCGGAACAGAUGGGUCGUACUCUCCAGAAAACAGCCGUUUCAACAAAUAUCAAGGAGCGGCUUGACUUUUCCUGUGCGCUCUUCUCUCCUGAUGGCGGGCUUGUUGCCAACGCGCCUCAUGUCCCUGUCCAUCUUGGGUCGAUGCAGUUUGCAGUCCGAUUCCAACACGAAAGGUGGCUGGGAAAACUGAAGAACGGCGAUGUGUUGGUCGCAAAUCACCCAGCCAGCGGUGGAACUCACUUGCCGGAUGUUACCGUCAUCACUCCUGUUUUUGCGCCGGGCACUGACGAUAUCAUCUUCUACGUUGCGUCAAGAGGUCAUCAUGCCGACAUUGGUGGCAUUUUACCUGGCUCGAUGCCACCCAACUCCACCGAGUUGUGGCAAGAGGGCACAGCAAUCGAGUCCGAGAAGCUCGUGUCCGGUGGUUUGUUCAACGAGGAGCGGAUGAGAGAACUCUUCCUUGAUAUCCCAGCUCGCUACCCAGGCUGCUCUGGAAGCCGCAAUAUUAGCGAUAAUAUCUCGGACUUGAAGGCUCAGAUUGCCGCCAACGCAAGGGGGAUUUCUCUGAUCGGCAACCUCAUCGCCGAGUAUGGGCUCGGGACGGUCCAGAAAUACAUGUAUGCCAUCCAGAAAGCUGCUGAACUAGCUGUGAGAAACCUCCUCAAGGGUAUGUAUGAGCAGUACGGAGGCAAGCCGCUCGAAGCCAUCGACUACAUGGAUGAUGGCACGCCAAUCAAGCUCAAGAUCACAAUCCAGCCAGACGGUUCUGCCGUGUUCGAUUUCAAGGGCACUGGUCCAGAGGUUCAUGGAAACAUCAACGCUCCUGAAGCGAUCACACACUCAGCCAUCAUUUACUCGCUGAGGUGCAUGAUCAACUCGGACAUCCCCCUGAACCAGGGCUGUCUCGGGGCAAUCGACAUCCGCAUCCCCAGACCGAGCAUACUCAGCCCGACACGAGCUGCCGCCGUGGUUGGCGGCAAUGUGACGACGAGCCAGCGAGUGACGGACGUCGUGCUCAGGGCUCUCCGGGCCUGUGCGGCUUCACAGGGUUGCCUGAACAACUUGACAUUCGGCAUCGACGCCCAGACCGACGAGUCGACUGGAAAGGUAGUACCUGGGUUCGGCUAUUACGAGACCAUCGCCGGCGGCAGUGGCGCGGGACCCGACUGGUAUGGCGAAAGUGGCGUGCAUGUCCACAUGACCAACACUCGCAUCACUGAUCCAGAGAUCUUGGAAAAGAGAUACCCGUGCAUAUUGCGCCGCUUUGAGCUGAGACCGAACACUGGCGGAGAGGGUCAGUAUCGGGGCGGCGACGGCGUGGCCCGAGAGAUCGAGUUCCUCACGCCGGUACAGUGCUCGAUCCUCUCGGAGCGACGUGUCCAUCGCCCGUACGGAAUGGAGGGCGGCGAGGCCGGAGCCACUGGUCUGAAUCUUUGGCUGACCACGGACAAGUGGACAAAACAAGCUAGAGUUGUCAACAUGGGCGGUAAGGGUAGUGUGAAGAUGGGUGCUGGUGAUAGGGUUGUCAUUAUGACUCCUGGUGGUGGUGGUUAUGGGGCUGCCAAUGAAUAG
Molecule: messenger RNA, 3819 nt
Organism: Clonostachys solani
Lineage: Eukaryota; Fungi; Ascomycota; Sordariomycetes; Hypocreales; Bionectriaceae
Source: the annotation of a GenBank genome assembly